AGCGUGUGAGACGCGCGCGAGUUGGCCGUCCUCCUCCCUCCUCCCUUUCCUCCUUCCGUGGCGCUUGAGGCGGCGCUUCUUGAGGCGGCUUCGUCGUCGUCUUCGUCGCCUCCGGGUCUCCGCCGCGCGUCUGCCGAGAGAGAGGAUGUGCGAGCCCAGCAAGCAGGACAUCGGCGCCGUUUUCCGGAGGCUCCGCUCCGUCCCCACGAACAAGAUAUGCUUCGACUGUGGAGCGAAAAACCCAAGCUGGGCAAGCAUAACGUAUGGCGUUUUCCUGUGUAUUGACUGCUCAGGGACUCAUCGAUCACUUGGGGUUCACUUGACUUUCAUUCGGUCUACAGAAUUAGAUUCUAACUGGUCAUGGUUUCAGCUGCGAUGUAUGCAAGUUGGAGGAAAUGCUAAUGCUUCUGCAUUUUUCCACCAACAUGGUUGCACUACAACGGACACCAAUGCUAAGUAUAGCAGUCGUGCUGCUCAACUUUACAGGGAAAAAAUUAAGUCACUUGCAACUCAGGCAACACGGAAGUAUGGUACUGAUUUGUGGAUAGAUGGCAGUGGAGCCCCCCCUCUAUCACCACAAGAAAAAGAGGAAGACUUCUUUGCAUCUCACGUUUCUCCUCGGGUUAUCAACACAGAAUGGGAGUUAACACACCAGGAGACAAUAACUCUAAAACAGACUUCUCCAGAAAAUGAUUCAGAAAACAAAGAAGAAGAACCUGAACAUGGACCAAGUGUUGAUUGCCUUAGUGUCUCACCACAAGCUUCAUUAGCCAACUCGGAGAAUGUAAAUGCUUCAAGCACCACACAUAGCAAAGAUGCCAGCUCCAUGAUAAAGAAGAAGCCAAAUCAAGUAAGAAAGGGGCUUGGAGCCAAGAAAGGUGGUUUGGGGGCCCAGAAAAUGAGCAGCAAGAGCUUUAACGAAAUUGAAAAGCAAGCCCAAGCUGUAGAUAAAAUGAAAGAAGAUAUGCAUGCUGGCAAAAGAACUGAGAAGGAAGAGCCGCUGGUGUCGUCAUUACGACUGGCCUACAAAGAUCUUGAAAUUCAGAUGAAAGAUGAAAAAAUAAAUAUGGCUGGUAAAAAGAAAACUGAGGUAGACAGACUUGGCAUGGGAUUUAACAGCAAUAGAAGUGGCAUUUCCCAUUCCGUAAUUUCGGAUAUGCAAAUGAUAGAACAAGAAACGCCUAUACUUGCAAAACCAAGGAAAAAGUACAAUAAUAAUGAUGACGCCGACUCCUAUUUCUCAUCUCCUAGUUCAAGGUACUUUGAUUCCUCCGAAUUGAGAAGUAGCACUUUUUCUAACUGGGAUGACAAUUCUGAUUCCUUCUGGAAGAAAGAGAGCAGCAGCAGAGACUUAGAUACGAUUCUGUCUUCGAAAACGUCAAGCUACUUAGAGAGGCCUUCGUCUCGUCGUAAAGCCGAUUUUGAACCUGCUGCAAGCACAGAUGAGGCCCAGAAGAAAUUUGGCAACGUAAAAGCUAUUUCAUCAGAUAUGUACUUUGGAAAGCAAGACCAUGCUGACUAUGAAGCUAGAGUUCGGUUAGAGAGACUUUCAGGAAACUCUGCUAUAAGUUCAGCUGAUUUGUUUGAAGAACAGAAGAAGCAACCAUCAGGCAGUUACAAUAUUUCACAUGUCUUGCCCACUGCUCCUGAUAUGGCUCAGUUUAAACAAGGGGUGAGAUCUGUGGCUGGAAGGCUUUCUGUCUUGGCAAAUGGAGUCAUGACUUCUAUACAGGAUCGUUAUGGUUCUUAACCAUUUGUAUUCAACUGAACUUGGAUACGCAGAAGAGCUUUUUAAAAACAAACAAACAAACACCACACCUGCCAGCGAUAAUAGUGAAAAUCCUAAAUGAAGGCUGUAGAAUAUUUUGUUUUAAUUGAUUUCACACCUGUAUGUUUUUACCAUGUGUCCUCUCUGGUUCCUAGCCACAUUUCAUUUAACCUAGUGACUUGUCUUUACUUCUGCCAUCUCUUCUGCUGUUUGUGGCUUUUUGGUGCUAUGGAUAGCUUCCCCAUCAUCACUGCCAAGAAUCUGGUUCUGAAGCCAGACAAGAAAGGCGUUCUGUUAUAGACAAGCCAUGAGAUUAUUUUCAUAAUAUAAGCUAGUCACCUUACAGAAGUUCUCUGUGAUAGCUCACUGGCUGUAACCUCAAGUUAGCUCUUUUGCUUACCUCCUUCCACACGUGGCGAUACUGGAGUGGCCAUGAAACUGGUGCCCUUCCUAUCCAGUUGGUAUCUAGACAGAGUGAUUCCUUAGAUAAUCGAAGGUGGGAUUUUCCGUACCAAAAUAUUUAAGCUACUACAUACAUUCCAAAGUCUGAAGUAAGGGAGACCUAAGGGAUUUGGGGCAUUACCUUCCAGAGCUGCAAGGAGGAGUGGAUUGACGUACAAUCCUAAGGAAUGUUUCUGAUCUUGCAGCACUUUGAAAUAAUAAGGGGGUGUUGUGUGCAUCAUGCAAACAGACCCAUAGAAGAGGCCACAAUUUAACACAGAGUUAAGAAUGGGAUGAGUGCCUUAAACUCCGUGUUGGAUUGUACCCGGGAUGUCUUGAUAGUUUAAAACCAGUACUGAUGAACGUCUCAAAAUGGAAGCUAAUUGCUAUGUUCUAGUUGGAAAGUGAAGUAGCAUUUGAAGCAUUAUUCCCCCCCCCCAAUGUAAACAGGCUUGUCUAGAGCAGAGAUUUUGUCACUUGUUAGACUCUCAUUUUCCCCGACCAGCAUUGCCAAUGGCAGGAUUGGAGUUGUAGACCAAAACACCUGACGGGCCAUGAGGUUCCCUAUGCCAACCUGUCCUGUGUUAAAGGACCUCGCUUUUGUGUGUUGACGGUCUAUUUAUUCAUAACAGUUAAGUUUUCUUUUGGAUUUCAAUGUAGGCUCCUUAAGUGCUUUUCAACAAUCAAUAUGAUGUAUAAAAUUAAGACUAAAGUGUUUCUAUCUGUACAAGGAAAUACAUGCACACAAAUAGAUAUAUUAUACAGAGAGAGAAUCUACAUAUGAAAUUUGCAGGGCCAAACAGUCUCUUCUCAGGCUGUUUAAAUUUCUUGGUGCUGUUAACUUCCAUAAGAAUUUUAACACAAUCUUGGGAUCUAAGAACAAAAUACUGAAUACGUGCACAAAUUUAUAAAGAGUGGCUGUGUUUUAGACAGCCUGGAAGCAUAAUUCCUAAAAAUAAACUGAAUUGAAAACUUGGUGGCCUGAAAGAUCACCAAAAAAACCUACAUUGUAUCAGUUCUGUAUCCCCUGCCCCGAACAGCUGCUCAAUAAAUUUAGAAAUAAAUUGUAA
Messenger RNA from Zootoca vivipara (common lizard), 3279 nucleotides. It is a transcript of the gene ARFGAP3, whose product is annotated as ARF GTPase activating protein 3. Lineage: Eukaryota; Metazoa; Chordata; Lepidosauria; Squamata; Lacertidae. The record is from RefSeq and is a predicted model, not a curated record. Gene Ontology annotation, molecular function: GTPase activator activity. Gene Ontology annotation, biological process: COPI coating of Golgi vesicle.